Plasmodium reichenowi is the source of this 4005-nucleotide messenger RNA. RefSeq lists its product as hypothetical. Bases 1 to 4005 code for a protein of 1334 amino acids. The record is from RefSeq and is a predicted model, not a curated record. The transcript has a single exon. Lineage: Eukaryota; Apicomplexa; Aconoidasida; Haemosporida; Plasmodiidae.
AUGGAGAAGCUUUUACACAAAUGUUUACAUGUGAAUCGUUCAGAAAAUGGAUUGGACGAAGAAGAGAGUGUUUUUCAAACAUGCAAAAUAUUUGUAGGUUUAGAGAAUGAAAUAUCUGAAGUGAAUUGUAUAGAUAAUAAAAAUAAUGGAAAUGAUUUUUUAUGCGGUUUUGAUAAUUAUGCAAAAAAGAAUUGUGUAGAAGGUAUAUGGAUGGAUGAAUUGAAUGGAAGAAAAUCGGGAUAUAUGAAUUUAAAUGAAUAUUAUGAGAAUAAAUUUAAUACAUAUUUUAAUAUUGAAAGUAUAGAUUAUCCUUUAAAAUUUUAUAAAACUAUUUAUUUCAAUUUCUUUAGUUCUUUUAUUGAAAAUGAAGAUAGAGAAUAUAUUUUAAAUGAAAAUAUAAAUAUUCUAAAUAAUUUCUAUGAAAAUAUAAGAAAUCAGAAAUAUGUUUUAUUACAUAAUGUUCAUUCAAUUCCCCAUGAAAAGAAAAAAAUUAAUAGUAAUUAUAAAAAUGGUGAUGCACACAUGUGUAGUGAUAAUAUUAUAUCUAUAGCUGAUGGUGUAUCAUCUAUUAAAAAUAGUGGUAUUAAUGUAAGUAAUUUUUCGAAUGACAUUUUAAAAAAAUGUUUAAAUUUACAUUUAUAUAGAUGUAUAAACAAAUCAUUAUUUGAAUAUCAAAAUGAUGUUAUAUUUAAACAUUAUAAUUUGAAAUAUAAAAAUCCUGAAUUCCUUAAACCAAUUAUAUGCAGAAGUGCUUGUUCAUCUAAUUUUUUAGGUGCAUCUACACUUUUAUUUGCUUCAGUUGAAAAUGACAAAUUACAUAUAUGUACUAUUGGUGAUUGCCAAAUGUUGAUAAUCAAUUUGAAGGAACAUUAUUUCAAACAGAAAUUUUUUGAAAAAAUUCAUAUAAAAGUACAAACGUCCAAACAAAUGUUGUGCUUACAAAAAAGAGAAAGCAAUGUAACUACUAUAGUUGAUGAGGAAAAAGAAAAUUGUUCUAGUAAUAUAUAUAAACAAAUAUUGAAUUCAAAUCAAAAUAGUAUUAUUGAAAAAAAAAAUGAUAAUUAUAAACAAUCUUCUUCUUCAUUGAAUUUUGAUAUGUCCGAUAAAAAAAUGGAUAAGGAAAAUAUGAACUCUUGGGAUGACAUAAUAUAUGACAACUCAAAAUUAGAACUAUCAAAAAGUGAAUCAUCCAAGUGUAAGUCACCAAACGGGGAAUUGAACAAGGCAGAUUUGGACAAAUCAAAUUUGGACAAGUCAGAUUUGGACAAGGCAGAUAUGAACAAGUCAGAUUUGGACAAGUCAAAUUUGGACAAGUCAGAUUUGGACAAGUCAAAUUUGAACAAGACAAAUUCGAACAAGUCAGAUUUGGACAAGUCAAAUUUGGACAAGUCAAAUUUGACCAACUCUGAUUUAGCCAAAUCAGAAUUGACCAACUCCGAUUUGUCAAAACAAUCAUCGGUCCAAUCCAAAAUAUCAAUAUCGAAUAUUACCCCCUCUCAUAUCUUAUUAGAGGAUUCACGAAAUAUCAAUACAAACAGCGUGGGGAGUGACAAGACAUAUACGGACACUAAUAAAUCCUCAAUAAGUGACUUAUAUUUAAAAAGAAAUAAACUGUGUGAGAAUGUUCUUUAUAGUGAUAUAAAUGUCAAUAUGAGGGUUGAGGAAAGUGAGGAAACCAUUUUGUAUGUAGAAUAUGAGAUUAAUGAGGAUAUAUAUGAAAAAUUUCAAAAGUGCUUAUCUGAGUGUGAUUAUAAAAUAGGUGAUUUAUUAUUUAAUUUGAAGGAAGACAAUUUAUAUGAUUGUUCGAAUAUUAGAUCUGAUACUAUAAUAUCUCAUAAUUUUUCAGAUACUACAGAAAAUGAUACAUCAGAAAAUGAGAAGAACGAAAAAAAGUACAUAUCAGGAAUGACAAAUACAUUAGAUAAUGAAACAGGCUAUCGGAAUUUGUUGAAUUUUUUUCAAAUAGAUAGAAAUUCUAUUUUGAAAAGAAAAAAAAAUAAAUAUGAUGAAAUUUGGAGUAAUAAGGUAAAUCUCUCUUAUGAUUGGAUGAAUGAUAUUGACAAUAAGGAAUCAAAUAAAUUACAGGAGGAUAAAACAGAAUUGAAUAAUAAUACCAAUGGUAACAACAACAAUAAUAAUAAUAAUAAUAAUAAUAAUAAUAAUAAUAAUAAUAGUAACAAUAAUUAUAAUAAUAGUAACAAUAAUUAUAAUAAUAGUAACAAUAAUUAUAAUAAUAGUAACAAUAAUUAUAAUAAUAGUAACAAUAAUUAUAAUAAUAGUAACAAUAAUAAUAAUUAUUAUUAUAAUAGUUGUAAGAAAAAAAACACCUUUAAUCAUUAUCGUUAUAGACAUGAUUAUGAAGAAGAAUGCCCAUUCGAUAUUAUUCAUAAAUCUAAAAUCCAACAACAUUAUUUUAAUUGUCCUUAUCAAAUUACAUUUAUGCCUUCUAAUUUUAGUAAUGAUAAUAUGAAGAACGAGAAGAGUAAUAAUUCGUUUAAUAGUACUAUUAAUAUGAAUAAAUAUAAUGAUAUAAUAACAAAAUGUUUAAGAUAUUGUGAUUAUUCAACUAUCGACUUAAAAAACAAUUAUAUUAUUAUAAGUGGAAGUGAUGGUUUAUUCGAUAAUUUAUAUGAUGAUGAUAUUAUGAAAAUCAUUUUUAAUCAUUUUUAUAUCUUAAAAGAUAAAAAAUUUAUCAAAUUAAAAGAAUUCAUCAAAUUUAACGAAGAAUUUAAAAAGGCCAUUAGUUGGAUAUACAAAACUAUAUCUAAUAGUAGAGAUAAAGAUGAUACAUAUAAGGAGGAUAUAUAUUUUUCAAAACAAUCCAAUGAUGUUUAUAAUAAAAAUUUAAUAAAAAAGAAGGAUACUGAAGAAAUAGAUAGAAAUGAAUUCAAUAGAGAUCUUACCAAAUCUGGGAAUUCCAUAAGUGAUUAUGAAAAGGAAAAAGGUAUAUGUAUUCAUGCAUGUCACGAUCAAAACGUAUGUAAUAAUGAUAAUAAUAUAAAUUGUGAUAAUUUAAAAAAAUGUGACAAACAUCAUAUGAAUGAAAAUAAUAAUGAAAUUAUAAAAAAGAAAGGAAGUAAUUUAUUUUUGAAUAAAUUUUAUUCCAAGGGAAGUUUUAAUUCAACCAUGAGCAAAUUUAAUUUCGUUCCAAAAAUAAAAAAAAUAUUUUCAUUCAAAGAAAAAUAUAAAUGUGAUAUAAAGGACGAAGACAAAUUGAAUCCUUCUUUUAGCUAUUCAUCAAAUGUUACAUUGAAUAAUACAUAUGAAAAGCAGAAAGAAGAUAGUCAACAUUGUAAUUCCAUGUGUGAUCAUAAAGAUUUAAAAAAAAUGAAUAUUCCGAAUUUUGAAAGUGCUGAUACAAUGAAAACAGAUGAAUCUUUACACGUUGUAAGAAAUGAUAUACGAAAUAUGAAGUAUGAUAAAAAUUAUAAUAAGAAUAAUGAUAUGUUAAAUCAACAAAAUACCUUUGAUGUUAUAUCUAAAACAUAUGAUAUAAAAAAUGAUUUUUCGAUUGAUAUAGAAUUGAACAACAUAAGAUAUAAUAAAAAAAAGAGAACAUUUAUUAUUGAAAAAAAAAUAGAAGCUCAAAACGUUUUAUGUAACUCAUCGAAUUUAAUAUUAUUUGAUGAAAACUUGAAUAUAUAUUUAAAUACCAAAAAAGCAUGUGACGAAAUUAUAGAGUUAUCUUCCAUUUUGUCUAACCAACAGGUUAACUAUUCUUUAUUAAAAAAAAGAAGAAAAAAAUAUAAUAACGAUAAGGAAAAUAAAAAAAAUAAAAAGAAAAGUUUUACUACAAGUCUAUUUUCAAAUAUUCAAGAAAAGGAAAAAUAUUUAUUUGAUAAUAUAAACUAUGAUGAUAUACAAUCUAAUAAAUCAAAUGAUAAAAUUAUUUUAACACCUAUAUCUGAAUUUAUUUUUGAUAAAUAUAAAAAAUAUUUUAAUAUGGGUAAGCCUGAUGAUACUACCGUUAUUGUAUCUAUUGUAAAGGAAAAUAAAUAUAUUUAA